Molecule: messenger RNA, 192 nt
Organism: Linum tenue
Lineage: Eukaryota; Viridiplantae; Streptophyta; Magnoliopsida; Malpighiales; Linaceae
Source: the annotation of a GenBank genome assembly
AUGGUCACUUGCUUCCCUUUCUCAGCCAAGAAACUGGGGGUGACAGUGGCCUUGUUUGUCGGAGCAGCUGUGAUCAUGGGUUACGCUGCGCAUCUCUCGUACGUCAACGUCGCUCCUCAACAGGCUCGUACUACAGAUCGGGAUGAGUUAGUCAAGGAACGAAUGAGACAGAAGCAUGGCUAUGGCAAUUGA